Messenger RNA from Pelagomonas calceolata, 822 nucleotides. The record is from the annotation of a GenBank genome assembly. NCBI's taxonomy places the organism in Eukaryota, Pelagophyceae, Pelagomonadales, Pelagomonadaceae.
AUGGUCGUGCCGGCUGAUGUGGUCCAGGCCGCGCGCGAUGGCGAUCUCGCCGUCUUGGAAGCUUAUUUCGCGUCGGAGCCGCGCGACGUCGACGAUGAUUGCGAAACUGUGCCGGGUAGGACGAUGCCCGUUCAACUUCUCAGCAUUGCGCUCGCCCCUGACUCUCCUGGCAUUGGGGACGACGAGGGCAAAAUCAGAGUUAUAAAACUGCUGUUAACUCAUGGCGCUGAUCCGAACCGCCGAAAUGGAUGGGGUUAUGUGCCGCUUGGUUAUCCCAUGUCUCGUUGCGAAGUCAAUGGCACGCCACGGUUGGUUAAGCUCCUAUUAGCAUCGGGAUCUGACGUUAGAGUGAUGGGCUACGAACGGAGUGGAAUUACGACUUCUUUUGUAGGGUUGCUACUCGACGAUCCCGCCAGAGUGCUGAUCACGGGGCCCCGCCCGUUCAAGAACCACCUCGAGGUGCUGAAGAUGUUGCUGCGAGCAGGCUCGUCGCUAGAUAAUUGCAAGGCUGGGUCUGUGAUUCACGGACCCGCGCCCAAGGAUGCCGAGUGGUGCAUUCAGCGUGCCGAACUUCAUUCGCAUGUCGCGUUGGCUUUGGCGGCCGAUGCAGACUGGGUCGCGAUGAAGGCCAUCGUCGCCGGCGUCCGGCGCGAGGGGUCGUGGAAGGCCUACUGCCGCGUCGAGCACAAGCGGCUCCUUCGCCUGAGGAGUUAUCUGGUUCGCGGCUACGCAGAGACGACGGACGCCCGCGUCGACCGCAUCCUCCGGCUGCCCAACGGCGCGUGCUGGAAUGUCCUGGCGUAUUGGCGCGAGGCCGCGUAA